AUGCUUGGAAUGAUCCAAAAUGAAUGGGAUGCACUAAUGCUAUCUAAUUUUGCUUUGGAGCAACAAUUGCACAUCGCAAGGCAAGAGCUAAGUCAUGCUCUCUAUCAGUAUGACGCUGCAUGCCGAGUGAUAACAAGACUGAAAAAAGAACGAGAUGAAGCUAGAUCAUUGCUUGCACAAGAAAAUAGUAACUUCACCGUUUCUGCCCCCAGUGCAGUAACAGUAAAUGCUUCUGUCGCGAGCAAUGGGAAAAGAGCUGCUGAGGAUGAGGAACUAGCGCCUCAUGGAAAGAAAAUACAUUCUGGAAUAACUUCUGCCGUAAUUUCCGAGCUAACUGACUGUGGUAAAGCUCUCCACCAACGGAGGAGAAGGCGGCAGAUUCCUGACACUUUGGCCCCUGUUGAUGCUAUAGACGGAUAUACCCAAAUAUCUAGUCAUCCCAUUCACAAAACAAGCAAGCCGGGCAUUAAAUGUCUUGACGUUCUUUAUUCUAAGGACAUAAUUGCCUCUGGAGGGAUUGAUACAAAUGCUGUUAUUUUUGACCGACCAUCAGGACAGAUAUUAUCCACACUCAGUGGUCACUCAAAAGAGGUUACAAGUGUAAAGUUUGUAGCUCAGGGUGGUUUGUUUUUAACUGGUUCAGCCGAUAAGACAGUUCGUUUGUGGCAAGCGUCGGAUGAAGGUACCUAUAACUGCAGGGACAUCUUGAGGGAUCAUACAGCUGAGGUGCAAGCCAUCACUGUCCAUGCUACCAAUGAUUACUUUGUAACUGCUUCGCUUGACAGCACUUGGUGCUUUUAUGAACUUUCUUCUGGAACAUGUCUAACUCGGUAUGUAUGUGUUGUUUUCGAUAAUUCAGGUUCUUGUGGAGGCUAUACAUCUGCAGCUUUUCAUCCCGAUGGUCUCCUUCUUGGAACUGGCAGCUCAGAUGGUAUUGUUAAGAUCUGGGAUGUAACAAGUCAGUCAAGUAUUGCUAUGUUUGAAGAUCAUGUAGGGCCAGUGACCGCCAUAUCCUUUUCUGAGAAUGGCUACGUCCUUGCGACGACAACUCAAGAUGGUGUAAAGCUUUGGGAUCUACGUAAAGGGAAGAACUUCGGCAAUUUUGCUCCAUAUGACUCAGAAACACUAACAAACUCAGUGGAGUUCGACCAUAGUGGAUCUUACCUUGCAACUGCAGGCUCUGAUUUAAGGAUUUACCGAGCUACAAAUGUGAAAUCUGAAUGGAAUUGUAUCAAAACUUUUCCUGAUUUAUCUGGAACAGGGAAAGUCAACUGUGUUAAAUUUGGUCCAGAUGCAAAAUACAUUGCAGUGGGAUCAAUGGACCGGAAUCUUCGAAUAUUUGGCCCACCAAAUGAAGGUGGACCAGUGAAUCACGAGGUGCCUUGAAGUGGAAAAGGAGUCCCAAUCGCUGCAUGCUACUUGGGGUUUGUCUAUGUAUAAUUCAUGGAUUGGAAAUGUGACU
Molecule: messenger RNA, 1462 nt
Organism: Abrus precatorius (Indian licorice)
Lineage: Eukaryota; Viridiplantae; Streptophyta; Magnoliopsida; Fabales; Fabaceae
Product: pre-mRNA-processing factor 19-like
Exons: 15
Coding region: 1-1386 (461 amino acids)
Biological process (GO): mRNA splicing, via spliceosome; DNA repair
Cellular component (GO): U2-type catalytic step 1 spliceosome; Prp19 complex; cytoplasm
Molecular function (GO): protein binding; ubiquitin protein ligase activity
Source: RefSeq, a predicted model, not a curated record